Messenger RNA from Colletotrichum godetiae, 1134 nucleotides. RefSeq names its product NAD dependent epimerase/dehydratase. Bases 30 to 935 code for a protein of 301 amino acids. NCBI's taxonomy places the organism in Eukaryota, Fungi, Ascomycota, Sordariomycetes, Glomerellales, Glomerellaceae. The transcript has a single exon. The record is from RefSeq and is a predicted model, not a curated record.
CUCGUCGUCAAUCUGAAACCUCGUUACUCAUGGGCAAACGCAUUAUCUUCACAGGCGGCUCCGGCGUCGCUGGACGCUGGGUAAUUCAAGAGCUUCUACGCAAAGGCCACGAGGUGAUGAAUCUCGACAUUGCCCUUCUCGACAACCCCGCAGUUCAUACGAUGAGAUGCGACGUUAGCGAUGCCGGACAAGUGUACAGCGCGCUUCACUCCCAAUUCCGGCUCAGUCAACCUCUCGAAAAGUCCUCGAUUCCUGAUGCGGUCAUCCAUUUUGCUGGCUACGCUCGACCUCUUCUCGCCCCCGAUAGUGAAGUUUUCAAGACAAAUGUGAACAGUAUUCACAAUGUCGUCGAGGCAGCAUGCAAAUUAGGCGUCAAGAAAAUCAUCUUGGCGAGUAGUGUCUGCGUCUACGGUGUCACAUUCGCCGAAGAGUAUCGGCAAUUCAGUUCGUUCCCAAUUGAUGAGGAGGUCGACUGCAAUCCGACAGACCCUUACGCACUUUCCAAGGUUGUUGGAGAAACCAUUGCAAGAAGUUUCUCAACUCGUUUCGGUGUUGAUAUCUACUGCCUCCGCAUCGGAGCUGUCAUCGAGCCUGACAAGUACGCCGAAAACUUUUCUGGCUACAUAAACCAGCCGGAGUCUUGGGACGUUCACGGAUGGUCCUACAUAGAUGCCAGAGAUCUUGGGCAGAUGUGUCAUCUCUGUCUUGAGAAGGAUGGCCUUGGCUGGCAGAUAUUCAAUGCGACAAAUAACGACAUCACCAACACGGAAAAUACGACUGCAUUCUUGAACCGCGUGAGCCCAUUGACGCCCUUCACUCGGGAAAUGGGCGAGCGCGAGGCCCCAAUGUCGAAUAAGAAAAUCCAAGCCUUAUUGGGAUUCAAGGAAGAACAUCCGUGGACGAGGUACAUCCUCAUUACAAAAAAAACAGUAUGAGGGACAGGCGGAAAGGAUCUGAGAAAAGGAGAUUCAGUAGGCAGCCGAAAUCUUGUUGAGCUCUACGUUUAAUCCUAUCUCAAUUCUUGCAAUUCUACGAAGCUUCCCCAACCCGGCCGAGAAGGAAUUGUGAGUUGUCAAUCCUAUUAUAGAACUCACAUUCUUUUGUGACGACGUCGCAAUCUCGUGAUGCCUUGAA